Molecule: messenger RNA, 2324 nt
Organism: Morus notabilis
Lineage: Eukaryota; Viridiplantae; Streptophyta; Magnoliopsida; Rosales; Moraceae
Product: pentatricopeptide repeat-containing protein At4g37170
Exons: 1
Coding region: 96-2324 (742 amino acids)
Biological process (GO): RNA modification
Molecular function (GO): zinc ion binding; RNA binding; protein binding
Source: RefSeq, a predicted model, not a curated record
GCAAAUGAUUCAUUAAAAAAAAAAAGGCAAAUAAUAGACGUAGGCCGUUAUGUUCCCACGCUUCCAGGAUCUACCAACUGCCAUUGUUUACAAGUAUGAAAUUCCUGAAUCUCAAGGCAAUUUCUUCUUAUAAUUUAGCAGCUUUGGUAUUUCCAAAGAGGAAUCUCUCGUUUUUUUCAGAGACCCAAUUAAGCAAACCUCUUAUUGAGAAGAGUUUCUUCAAAUCUAAUUCCAAAGAUGGCCUCAUAAGCCGAUUGUGCAUUGACAAGAGAUACAAAGAAGCCGUGGACAUUCUCUGCGACCAAAAGCGUUUAAAAGAGGCCGUUCAAUUGCUCAACCGUAUAGAACGACCUUCUGCUUUAAUAUACUCUACUAUUUUAUGCCAUUGCCUUCAUGAACGAGCUCUUGAAGAAGGAAAACUGGUCCAUGCUCACACCAAAGCCUCCGGGUUAGUUCCCGGGUUGUUUAUAUCUAAUCGUUUUAUCGAUUUGUAUGCCAAAUGUGGGUGUCUUGGGGAUGCCCGGAAGGUGUUUGAUGAAAUGCCUGACAAGGAUUUGUGUUCUUGGAAUACCAUGAUUUCCGGGUAUGCUAAAGUCGGGAAGCUUGAUGAAGCCCGGAGAUUGUUCGAUGAAAUGCCCGAUAGAGAUCAUUAUUCUUGGUCGGCGAUGAUAUCGGGGUAUGUUCGCCAAGACUGGGCCAAAGAGGGUUUAGAGUUGUAUAGGAUGAUGCAAAGAUGUGAGAAGUCGAGGUGUGAUAAGUUUACCGUGUCUAGUGUUCUUGCUGCUGCAGCAGCUAUACCGAGUUUGCGUGUGGGGAAAGAGAUUCAUGGUUACGUAAUGAGAACAGGGUUGGACUCGGAUGAGGUGGUUUUGAGUGCCUUGUUGGAUAUGUAUGGGAAAUGUGGGAAUAUAGAUGAAGCUAGGCGUGUUUUUGAUAAGAUGGUGGAGCGAGAUGUUGUUACGUGGACUGCCAUGAUUGACAGAUGCUUUAGAAGUGGGAGGAGUAAAGAUGGAUUUUCUUUGUUCAUGGAGUUGAUGAGUUCGGGAACUAGGCCUAAUGGGUUUACGUUUUCUGGGGUUUUAAAUGCAUGCGCUGAUCAUGCGGCUGGGGAUCUAGGUAAGCAAGUCCACGGAUACAUGACUAGGAUAGGGUUUGAUCCACUUUCGUUUGCAGCAAGUGCCCUUGUGCACAUGUAUGCUAAAUGUGGGAACAUUGAGAACGCAAAAAGAGUGUUUAAAGGGAUGCCUAAGCCUGAUUUAGUAUCGUGGACUUCUCUAAUUGUCGGAUAUGCUCAACACGGUCAACCGAAUGAGGCGCUUCAGAUGUUCGAAUCGCUACACAAAUCAGGCAUAAAGCCUGAUCAUGUUACUUUUGUAGGUGUUCUUUCUGCUUGUACUCAUGCGGGAUUAGUUGACAAGGGACUUGAAUAUUUUCACUCAAUAAAGACAAAACAUGGGCUAGGAUAUACUGCAGACCAUUAUGCCUGUAUAGUUGAUAUAUUGGCCCGAGCUGGCCGGUUCAAAGAAGCUGAAGAAAUCAUCAACGGAAUGCCCAUAAGACCGGAUAAAUUCUUGUGGGCUUCCCUUCUUGGUGGUUGUAGAAUUUAUGGAAACCUCGAGCUCGCGAAACGAGCUGCUGAGGCACUGUUUGAGAUAGAGCCCGAAAAUCCUGCAACAUAUGUUACUCUAGGUAACAUUUAUGCUGCUGCUGGCAUGUGGGGUGAAGUGGCCAAGGUCAGAAAGACCAUGGACAAGAGAAAGGUGGCAAAGAAACCCGGUUUGAGUUGGAUUGAGAUCAAGAGAGAAAAACAUGCAUUUACAAUAGGGGACAUGUCUCAUCCAAGAUUCAAUGAAAUCGAUAUGUUUUUGCAAAAGCUUUCAAAGAGGAUGAGGGAAGAAGGGUACAUCCCAAACACGAACUUCGUGUUACAUGACGUCGAAGAAGAGCAGAAAGAACAAAACCUAGCUUAUCACAGUGAGAAGCUUGCAGUUGCAUUUGGAAUUAUAUCUACUCCACCAGGAACACCAAUUAAGGUUUUCAAGAAUCUAAGAACCUGCGUGGACUGCCAUACCGCCAUCAAGUUUAUCUCUAAAAUUGUCGAUAGAAAGAUAAUUGUGAGGGAUUCGAAUCGGUUUCAUUGUUUUGAGAAUGGCAGCUGUUCUUGCAGGGACUAUUGGCGAUUUAACUUUCUCAGAGGACAAUCAACCAUUUCAGAAAUGUUUGGUUAUUUGAGUAUUUCAGCAUCAACAUCAAAAUUUGAGUCUUUCACGGUUGAUCAUGUAAAAAGAGAGGAAAAGGUAUUAUUCAGACUUGAACAAUACUAA